Molecule: messenger RNA, 4558 nt
Organism: Larimichthys crocea (large yellow croaker)
Lineage: Eukaryota; Metazoa; Chordata; Actinopteri; Sciaenidae
Gene: rbl1
Product: retinoblastoma-like 1 (p107)
Exons: 22
Coding region: 258-3458 (1066 amino acids)
Biological process (GO): regulation of transcription by RNA polymerase II; cell differentiation; negative regulation of G1/S transition of mitotic cell cycle
Cellular component (GO): transcription regulator complex; nucleus; chromatin
Molecular function (GO): RNA polymerase II transcription regulatory region sequence-specific DNA binding
Source: RefSeq, a predicted model, not a curated record
GGAAAGGGGGUGGGGCGAACGGCGCUCGGGGCCGACGCUCCCCUCGCCUGUGAUUGGCCAGCACUCGGCCGUUUUCGCGCCAACGCGCUGCAUUGUGGGGACGGCUAGCGGAAGUCCGCCGGUCGUGGGGAAGCUGGUGUUGUUGUUUCGAUGCGGAGACUUGUGGCCGCUGCUGCUGCGUGUCGCGUGUUUUCUGGUGUUUGACGGGUUAUAACUGAUUUUCUCCACUUCGAAACUGUACGUGUAAGUUCGGACGGAUGAGGGGCGAAGAGUCGUCGGAUUCCGAGUCGGGGAGGAUGGAGGAGAGUUCAAUCCGGAGGAGUUUGGAGACGUUGUGUCAGGAGCUGAACAUGGACGAGCACACCGCCACUGAAGCCAUGGACAACUUCUCUGCCAUCUGGAACACGUACACACUGGAGGGAGAUGUGGUCCACUGGCUGGCCUGUUCGCUGUAUGCAGCCUGCAGGAAGGGAUGCACUCCCACAGUGGGCAAAGGGCUGAUGGAAGGAAACUGUGUCUCCCUCACCAGGAUACUUCGCACCUCCAAACUCAGUCUGAUCCAGUUCUUCUCCAAGAUGAGGAAGUGGGCCGACAUGUCGAGCCUCUCGCAGGACUUCAGGCUGCGAAUGGACCGGCUGGAGCGCAACUUCGAGGUUUCCACUGUGAUUUUCCGCAAGUUCGAGCCCAUCUUCAUGGACAUGUUUCAGAACCCGCAGGGAGGGGAACCGCCACGGCAACCACGCAGCAGGAAACACAGGCGUCUGCCCUGUCACAUCAGUGAUGUGUUCAAGUUCUGCUGGACUCUGUUUGUCUACACCAAAGGGAACUUCCGCAUGAUCGGAGACGACCUGGUGAACUCGUACCACCUGCUGCUUUGCUGUCUGGACUUGGUGUUUGGAAACGCCAUGCUCUGCGCCAACAGGAAGGACCUCAUCAACCCGACGUUCAGAGGUCUGCCUGCUCUGUACCGUGUCGACGGCCAUGAUUCACCGGACGAGCGUCCCCCGUGUGUGUUGGAGAGGUUGUGCGAGCUGCACGACGGGCUGGUGGUGGAGGCCAAAGGCAUCAAACAGCACUACUUCAAACCGUACAUCCAGAAACUGUUCCAGAAACAGAUUCUGAAGGGUAACGACGAUCAUUUGACUGAACUGCUGGAUCCACAGAACUUCAUUGAUAACAAUAAAGCCAUAAACAGGGAGUACGAGGAGUACGUGUUGACGGUGGGAGACUUUGACGAGCGAGUGUUUCUGGGAGCCGACGCCGACGAGGAGAUCGGGACCCCGAGGAAAAUCAUUCAGGAGCCGUGUGCCAUCCAGACGGCCGCUCAGAACCAGCUGCACCAACACAUGGAGAAGCCUGGAACUCUCGCUCCCUCGACCCCUCUGACCGGACGAGUCUACCUGAAGGAGAAGGACCUGCUCGUCACGCCCGUCUCCUCGGCGACGCAGAGCGUUAGCCGGCUGCAGAGCAUGGUGGCCGGGUUGAGGACGGCGCCCAGCGACCACCUGCUGCAGAUCUUCAAGACUUGCUCCAGAGAUCCCACAGAGUCCAUACUGGCCAGAGUAAAGACGCUGGGACAAACCUUCAAAGAACAUUACACCAAGGACUCGGAGGACAUGCCCGGCUCUCAUAUAGACUUUGCAGAGAACCGUCUGAAGCUGGCUGAGAUCCUCUACUACAAGAUCCUGGAGAACGUCAUGGCUCAGGAGACCAAACGGCUGCACGGCAAAGACAUGAGUGUGUUACUGGAGCAGGAUAUCUUCCACUGUUCCCUGAUGGCGUGUUGUCUGGAGGUCGUGUUGUUCUCCUACAGCUCCCAGAGAACUUUCCCCUGGAUCAUCAACAUCUUCAAACUCACUCCGUUCUACUUUUUUAAGGUGAUUGAGGUGUUUAUCCGCUCAGAAGAAAGCCUCUCCAGAGACAUGGUGAAACAUCUGAACUUGAUCGAGGAGCAAGUUCUGGAGUACAGAGCGUGGACCGCAGACUCUGCCCUGUGGACCGCUCUGCAGGCCGCUGGGAACAAAGUCCCCACAGUGGAGGAGGUGAAUUUCUCCUCCAGUCUUGACACGGGUUCUGGUUCUGCGUCUGUUUCUGGUUCUACCAGCGGAGCUCAGUCCCACCUGCCUCUGGUCGCCCUCUCCCCCAUCAUCCACCCCCGCAUCAGGGAGUUCAGAUCAGGCCUGGGCAGCGCACGCAAAGAUGUGCCUCCCUCUCCGUUAUCGGUCCAUGACCGGUACAGCUCCCCGGCAGCUGGCAGCGCUAAAAGGCGACUCUUUGGCGACGACCCUCCGACACCAGGAGCGGCCCCCAGCGGGAGCCCGAUGUUGUCGCCUGCCAAAAGGCUGACAUUCGGCUCGAGCAGCACCCUGAGGAUCGGAACUCAGGGCACCCAGACAACUGUCCUGAGUAUCCCACUGCAAGGUAUGAAUAACGACCGCACCAUAACGCUGAUCCCGGUUCAGCCGUGUGACUCCUCCGGUACCAUCACCGCUCAGUUCCUGCUGACCGCCUCGCCGAGCCGCGCCAUCUCCGCACCCGUGACCUCCUCCGACCCGCAGACAGGAAGCGGUCGACCACGACGCACCGGAUCGCUGGCUCUGUUCUUCAGGAAGGUGUAUCACCUGGCCAGCGUUCGUCUGAGGGACCUGUGUGUGAAGCUGGACAUCUCGUCGGAGCUUCGAGGGAAGAUCUGGACGUGUUUUGAACACACUCUGGUCCACUGUACCGAUCUGAUGCGCGGCAGACAUCUGGACCAGAUGCUGCUGUGUAGCGUUUACAUCAUAUCCAAAAUCACCAAAGAGACUCACACCUUCCACGACAUCAUGAAGUGUUACCGCAGCCAACCACAGGCCAGCAGCCAUGUGUACCGCAGCGUCUUACUGCGUCACACUCCCAGAGAGCAGGUGGCUGAUGAGAACAUGGAGGUGGAUCCUGUUUCUGGAGGCGAAUCUGCUGAGAAAACCAAUCACGUCUCAGGAGAAGCAAACUCCAACCAAUCAGAGGAGGAGGAACGUGGUGACCUCAUCCAGUUCUACAACAGCGUCUUCGUCCUGAAGAUUAAAAGCUUCGCGCUGCGAUACGCCACCCACGAUAACCGGGCGGACGCUCCUCCUCUCUCUCCGUUCCCGUCGGUUCGUGCUCAGCCUCUCUCGCCUCGUCGUGUUUCUCAGAGACACUCGCUGUACGUCUCCCCUCACAAGAACUCUGCAGGCUGCCUCACACCGAACUCGUACACCUACAGGAUCAACAGCAGCCCGUCCAAGGAGUUAUCGGACAUCAACCGGAUGAUCCGGCAGGGCUGCGUGAGCAGGAAGAGGGCCUUCACCAUGGAGGGCGACGUGAUGAUGUCGUCGGCGUGCGAUUCCCCCAGCAAGAGGGCGUGCCCGGAGAACGGCAGCAGUCCGGACGUGCUGCUGAAGCGUCUGCAGGACGUCGUGUCGGAGCGGCAGAGUCACUGAUAGACAGAUGUUGAAGUAACGAUUCAGAACUGUUUAAAUUAUGACCCAAGCGUCAUAAAUAAUGUCAUUUUGUAUUGGCCUGUAAGUACCAUCAACCUUUUCGAAGGUUUUCACGAGAUACUUUGAGGCCAACCUCUAAAAGACACUAUAAACAGACUUAAAUUAACGUAUUAGCCGAGCAACAUUGAGGCUAAAAAUGACCCAUGAUUCAUCUCUGCCAGUGGGAGCUGGUGUCACAUGAGCACAUAUAUUCAUCUGCUUGAAUAUAACUGUAUAACUUUUUCAGAAAAAGAUUUUAAAUUUGGGCCAACAAACUUAAAAACUCAAAUAUCAAAUGCAGAUAUUUCACAGCGAUACAGAUGGAAAUACUCACGUUACUUUAAGUCAAUUUAUUCUGAUAAGCUUUAAGUCGGACGACCUUCGUCUCCCCGUGCAUUUUUACUGAAGAGAAAUAUAAAAUUGACAGUAUUAAAGAAAUUUAACGUCCGAACAGAUGUUAAAACAUCAUCGUUGGAGCUUCAUGUCUCGUGUAUAUAGUUUUCUUUCAACCAAUCGAGCUCUAUUGUACAUUCUCGAGUAUUAAUCCUCGAACACAAUCCUUGCAGAGCUCUCUGCUGUUUUAUUGCUAAAGGAAAUUUUUGUUCUUCCUUUGAUCUGUUUCCUUUUUAAUCUUUCUUCUUUUCUGGUUUUGAACCAUUUAAAGUUGUAUAAUGCUGUAAUAAUAAAACGCUUAAUGCUAACAAACAAGAGUGCUCGAUCGGAGCAGCAUUUGUGUACCCGAGUGUGUAGUAUCUACACUUUUUUUUUCUUUUUUUUAUGGAAUUUAACAUUUUUAGAAAACUUUAAAGUUUCUUAUCUGAUGUUUUAUUCUUACCUGGUUUUCUAAAAGCUGUAGCAAAGCGUGAAAAACUAACCACGUUCUAAAAAAACGCAAAUUGAAAGUCGAUUUUUUUUUUUUUUUUUUUAAAUACAUUGUUGGGAAUCUGAUUCAAUCUGGUGUGUUUCUCACUUUGUGCUUUUCUGAACUCUCUUCAGCCUCAAAAGAAGUUUGUAUUUCUACAAACAGUCAAAUGUUUUGUACAAUAAAAUUUUCUCUGAGC